AUGUUCUCAUAUACAAUAAACGGUGAUUCAAUGAAUUCAUAUUCAUAUGAUAAUUAUAAUCCAUCAUAUAAUGAUAAUAGAAAUUAUCAAAAUAAUUAUAAUGAUUAUAAUAAUAAUAAUAAUUAUGGUGAUAAAAAUCAUGGUAAUGAUAAUCAUGGUAAUAUACAUACACAUGGUAAAUUUAUAGCAUAUGGUAAUGCAGAUAAAGGUUUAAAAUAUCAUCAAAUUACAUAUUUUCAUAAAGGUAAAGUACAUUCAUAUGGGAAACAAAAUAUUAAAGCUAAAUUUAAUAUUGAAAGUAAUUUACAAACUAAAGGAAAAUAUAAUGGUAAAUUUGAUCAACUUGUUGGUUCUGGUAAUGGACAAUAUAAUGAAGGACAAAUACCAAUUGAAUAUGCUGCAGCUAGUAAUAAUCCAACAUAUAAUAAUGCUCCAUCAACUUAUGAUGAUAAUAGUAAUAGUAAUGGUAAUAAUAAUAAUGAUAAUAAUAAUAAUAAUAAUAACAAUUAUAAUGAUCAAAAUAAUGGAGGAUCAUCCGAUGAUAAUACAUAUUCUAGUGGAACAUACAAUGAUAAUUAUCAACCGUCAUAUUAA
Schistosoma margrebowiei is the source of this 594-nucleotide messenger RNA. Lineage: Eukaryota; Metazoa; Platyhelminthes; Trematoda; Strigeidida; Schistosomatidae. The record is from the annotation of a GenBank genome assembly.